Aplysia californica (California sea hare) is the source of this 3504-nucleotide messenger RNA. RefSeq lists its product as uncharacterized. The transcript has 8 exons. NCBI's taxonomy places the organism in Eukaryota, Metazoa, Mollusca, Gastropoda, Aplysiida, Aplysiidae. Gene Ontology annotation, molecular function: zinc ion binding. The record is from RefSeq and is a predicted model, not a curated record. The coding region runs from base 480 to 2924 and encodes 814 amino acids.
AUUACUUGUUUGGUGUUCCCAGAGUCUCUGGUGUUCCACUUUGUGACAGACAAAAAUUAAAAAUAGGCUCUGCUCUCUUGCUGGCUGUGGUGCAAUCAAUACCCCGAGUAUCCAUAUAAAUUGCAUUGGAGGAUACUUAUAUUCAGUGGUAGGGGUAGAGAUCAGGGUAGGCCUAGAUCUCUAUUAACUGUGGUUAGUAAAUCCGUUGGUCCUCUUUGACGAGUAGUUUUUGCUCUAUCUUCUCGACUCAACGGGACAGAUCUUUUUCCAGGUUCAGAACCUUCUAACUUGCCGUUUUUUAGCUGGCACUGGGUUUACCAGAAAUUUGUGACAACCUUCAGACGUUAAAAGUGUUCCGUUUUCAAUCAAGUCUACACGACAUAACAAACAGCCUGUUGUCCCUUCAGCAAGAAGCUAUCUCAUCGAAAAAGUUGGAGGGAGAGAAGCAUUUCAAGGGAGCAAGUCACCACUGUAAUCUCAUGUCAUUACCUGUUUGCAAAUUUUAUAACACAAGUCAGUCAUGCAGGUUUGGUAAAAACUGUCGAUUUUUACACCCCAGAAGUCAGAGACCUCCGCCUUCAAGUUUUAAUCCAAGAAAUCAAAAUGAGGAUUCAGUAAGUAAAGAGCUCGCCUCCCAGGAUUUGCCACCCGUCUAUUCCAGAAACGACCAGUUUGCUUCACAGAGCCAAGAUGAGGAGUCAGUGAAUCAAACAUCAGUAAAGCUUCAGGCUUCUCAUAUUGAAGACAAGCCCAAGCAAGAAUUGCCACAAAGCAGAGUUCGCCCAAAGAGCAACCAAAAGAUUUGCGUGCACUUUGCACAAGGUGGAAAUUGUUAUUAUGGAAGAAAUUGCAGAUUUUCCCAUGCUCUCCCAAGGGGACAUAAUCCUCGCCAGCAGCAGCAUCGUCAGCAGGGUCAAAGGCGACGUGAAUAUGCGUCUGCUAAUCUUGCUCCCCGGUUUAGAGGAUAUGAGCAAGAAUCACAGGAUCAGUCCGAUGCUCCGACAGAGAAAUCGGAAAACUUGAAGUCUGGCUCAGUGAGAUCUGAGGUCAGCAAAGAUGGCCGUGACCGUUGGUCAUCUAAGCCUGUGGAACCAAAGCAGGUGAGGGAGGUCCAGGGACCAAAGUCUAAUGCACGAAGAAUUUGCCCAUUUUACAAGUCAAAUCGGUGUAACAGGGGAGAGCGCUGCAGGUUCUUGCACCCUCCUGAUAUACUGAAUGAUCUUGGGAAAGAAGAAUCGGAACAGAAGGAAGAGGGUUCCUCGGGAAACAUCUCAAGGAAAGAUAACGAGACGCGAAAAGUCAUUGUUCAAAUUGAUCAAAAGAGAAAUGUUGGCCGACCAGUUUUGAAGCCUGUUUUGUCAUAUUCCGAGUUUGAGGAAGUUGGCAUCAAUAGGCUGCGACAGUGGGAAGUCAGCAUCAUCCAAAAACGAUUUCCUAAAGACAAGAUCACAGUCGUGGAAGAUGAUGAAAACAAGUUCGCCGUUCGCAUCAAGUUCUCACCCACUGAUCCUGACUGGCCAUUUGAUGUGAAUAUGUUUGAACUGCUUGUCUCUGUACCAGGCAGCUACCCAAAACAGAUGCUGGAGGUCAGCCUUCCUAAGGAUCAAGAUCUCCCAGAGACUGUGAGAAGGUAUAUUGAUAUUACCAUAAGAGAAUGGCUCAUGGACAAGAAAAAGCGACUUGAGUCUGCCAACAAGGUGGAACUUGUGUUUCGCCCCUUCCUCAAGUGGCUGGACAGAAGUAUUGAAGAUAUUACCACAGAGGCUCUGAAGCAGCUGAAGCGGGAGCUGGUAGCAAAAGCUGCCGGGAUGGAGUUCAUCUCCCCACAACAACUGCAGGAAAGAUUCCGGACAAAGAGUGGGUCGUCUGGGGAGGGGGGAGAGAGGAGUGACCCGGAGGAGGAGAGUCUGGAGGAUUCGGACGAAGAAACUGAUGACAGCGAUGACGACGACGACUCGAGCGAGGACGAAGAAGAUGAGGGAAAUGGAGAGAACCCGUCGCUGAGUCUGGAGCCGGAGAAGAAAGGCACGGAGAUUGAGUUCCGACAUCUGCAGCUCAAGGGGAACGCAUCAGCCCUGCUGGCGGACAGACUGAAGGUCGUGAUCCAGUGUGGCCGGUGCAAGAACCACGCAGACCUCACCGUCCAUCAGGGCAAGGUGGUGUCCUUGAGCUGCGGCAAGUGUAGCCAGAGGCAGUUCGUGAACUACCGUGCGGCGCUGAUGCAUCAGUUCUCCUCCACCGUGGGCUACCUGGACGUGGACGGCUGUCAGCCGUUUGACCUUGUCCUGCAGGAGUGUCGGGUCUUCGUCUCCUGCUUGGGCUGCAGCAAGCAGACCAAAAUAGAGGGUCUCAUUUCGGGGCAGAUGAUUGAUGGUUGGUGCCAAGCCUGCAACGCUAAGUUCAAACUGGCGACCGAGUCGGUCAAGUUCACUCAGCUGGUACCCUCGGGAGUUGACACCUCGGUGAGCAAUGUGGUGGAAGUGGCUCCGUCCAGAACACGCAAGCCUCCCAAAGACCCGGCCAUCAGAGAGGGCCUUCCCCUCCCGGAGUUUGGCACGUGCAAGCACUACAAGCACAGCUAUCGCUGGCUGAGGUUUCCCUGCUGCGGCAAGGCCUACCCGUGUGACGUCUGCCACGACAAGAAGGAGGACCACGAGAUGACGCUGGCCAACCGCAUGAUCUGCGGCCAUUGCUGCAAGGAACAGAACUUCUCGGCAUCUCGCCCGUGCUCCGCCUGCGGCCAGCACAUGACCAAGAUCCGCUCGGCCCACUGGGAAGGCGGCCGCGGCUGCCGGGACAAGAUCAGCAUGAGCCGCAACGACCAGCAGAAAUACCGCAGCCUGCACAAGACGCAGUCCAACCACAGGAAGAAGGUUCAGAGCGGGGCUUCCUCCAAGAAAAACACCAAGCUCCGACAUUCAUAAGUCUGGAGAAUCCACCGGAAGAACACAUGCGGAUAACUUUACAACGACAGAUAUACGCCUUUGGCCGAUAUUUAUAGUAAAGGCUUUCUUGUUUGGCGUCUUUGAGCCAAAAAAAAAAAAUGCGUGGCCAAACCGAGGCUCAGACCUGGACUUUCUGCUUUGGAGACAAGCGCACUAACCACUCCGCCACCGCGCCACUGUAAGAUACAGGCUUUACAAAUACUGCAAUAGUGCUUUGUGGUCGUGUUGUCACCGUGAACGACAACAAAGUGGGAAUCCUUCAAUGACGUGAAACAAGAUAGCUGGUAGGCCUACUAUAAAUAUCGGCCAAUGCCGUACAUCUGUCGUUCUUAAGUUAUCCACAUGUCUAGAUGAACACCCAAACUUACACGUGCGUAAGUGUGGAGAAUCCACCCAAAGAACAUCAAGCUUAGACAUGUAUAAAAAAAGUGUGAAGAAUCCGCCAGAAAGAACAUCAAGCUUAGACAUGUAUAAGUGGGGAGAAUCCACCAAAAGAACAUCAAGCUUAGACAUGUAUAAGUGUGGAGAAUCCGCCAGAAAGAACAUCAAGCUUAGACAU